Pungitius pungitius (ninespine stickleback) is the source of this 2610-nucleotide messenger RNA. It is a transcript of the gene noc3l, whose product is annotated as NOC3-like DNA replication regulator. Gene Ontology annotation, cellular component: nucleolus. Gene Ontology annotation, molecular function: chromatin binding. Gene Ontology annotation, biological process: DNA replication initiation. The transcript is spliced from 21 exons. The record is from RefSeq and is a predicted model, not a curated record. NCBI's taxonomy places the organism in Eukaryota, Metazoa, Chordata, Actinopteri, Perciformes, Gasterosteidae. Bases 163 to 2541 code for a protein of 792 amino acids.
CCGGGUCAGCGGUCUAAAACCGGAUAUCCGGUUAACACGCGUGUGGAAACAAACCAAAGCUUCUUCACCAAAACACACCGACACGUUGAGCCACGAACAGCCGGGAGAGGCGAUCAAAGUUGGGCCUGAAGCUGCGGAGAGAGACGGAGAGUUCGCGCCGCCAUGGCUCCGCCCCGCUCUAAGAAGCGGCGCCCGACGUUCCGCCGCCUGCUGAAGACGAGCGGCGUGAAGCUGGAGAACAAACUGAAGAACCGCCGCAACAAGCAGGACAACGUCGCCAAGAAGCAGCGCAAGGAGCACAAGAAGCUGCGGGCCGCCGUGAAGGAUUCAGCCAUCAGGAAGCCCCGCCCACUGGAGACGUACCGGAAGAGGCCCGAGGAAGAGGAGGAUGAGGAGUUCCUGGAGAGUCUGCCCACUGACAUGAUGGAGGAUGACGACGUGCAGCAGAUGACGGCCAUGGCUCGCCACGCCUCCUUCGUCACCCGGGACCUGUCGUCAUGCGGCCCGGUGCACGGCGGGAAGAAGAGGAGCGGCGAGGUGAUGCGAGGGCACGAGAAGGUUCCCAGGAAGCUGAAGAGGACGGAGGAGAAGGAGGUGAUCCACCUCCUGCCCAUCAAAGACCAGAGGGGGGUGGUCCUUCGCAGCGUGGAGAGAGUCGUCCAAAAGCAGCCAGAGGAAGAGGAGGAGGAGGAAGAUGGGGCUGAAGAGCAGGAGGUUGAAAUGGAGCCCCUGGAGGAGGAGGCGCUGACCUCAGAGCAGCGAGAGCAGCUCCGGGUUCACAAGAUCAACGAGAGGAGGCUGUGCAUCGCCCGCCUGGGGUCUGCCGUGGUGUCAGACCCCUACAACAACAUCAAACGGGUGAAGGAGAUGCGCGGCAUGCUGAUGGAGUCCGACCCCUCGGUGGCCGUGACGGUCAGAAAGCUGGUGAUGGUUUCUCUGAUGGAGAUCUUUAAAGACGUGGCCCCCACCUACAGGAUACGACCUCUGACCCCCGAGGAGAAGGCCUCCAAGGUGAAGAAGGACACUCAGCUGAUCAGAGACUUUGAGGAAGGUUUGGUAAGUCAGUACAAGUUCUACCUGGAGGACCUGGAGCAGACCAUCAAAGACUGGAAGCAGCAGAAGAAGAAGCGCAGCCAGGCAGUGGGCUUCCAGUCCUACCUGGGCUUGGCUCAGGUCGCCAUCCGUUGCCUCUGUGAGCUGCUGCUCGCCCUCCCCCACUUCAACUUCCACAACAACAUCAUCGUGGUCCUCGUCCCCCUCAUGAACGACGCCGAGCCGCGGGUGUCAGGUAUGUGCUGCGAUGCCUUCAGGAAGCUCUUCCAGCAGGACAAAGAGGGCGGGGCUUCUUUGGCCACGGUGCGUGUCAUCUCCGGCCUCGUCAAGAGCCUCAACUUCAACGUCAGGCCUGAGGUGCUGAAGACUCUGCUCUGUCUGCGGAUAAAGGAGGUGCAGAUGAAGAAGGACAUUGAGGACACGGCACCAAAGAAGAGGUUCAUGAACAACAAGGAGAAGAGGAAGAACCUGUCCAGGAUGCAGAGGAAGUGGAAGAAGGCUGAGGAGAAGCUGGAGAAGGAGCUGCUGGAGGCCGAGGCGUCUGAGAGCAAAGAGAAGAAGAUCAAGCUGCACACGGAGACCCUCAACAUCGUCUUCCUCAUUUACUUCAGGAUCCUAAAGAAAGCCCAGAAGUCAGUUCUUCUUCCUGCUGUACUGGAGGGGCUGGCUAACUUUGCUCACCUCAUCAACCUGGAGUUCUUUGACGAUCUGCUCAAUGUGCUGCAGCACCUCAUCCAAUCAGGAGAUCUGACCAAUCGCGAGAGUCUCCACUGCAUCCAGACGGUGUUCACCAUCCUGUCAGGACAAGGUGACGUCCUGAACAUCGACCCGCUCACCUUCUACUCUCAGCUGUACAGGAUGCUGCUGAGGCUCCACGCAGGGGGGCCCAAUGAUGACAUCAUCAUCGUGCUGCGCUGCCUGGACGCCAUGCUGACCCGCCGCAGGAAGCAGGUGAGCCUGCCGAGGGCGAUGGCGUUCGUCAAGCGCCUGAGCGUGCUCAGUCUGCACGUGUUGCCCAACGCCAGCGUGGGCCUCCUCGCCGCCGGCAGAGCCGCCGUCCACGCCUUCCCCAAGUGUGACUUCCUGUUGGACAACGAGGUUCAGGGCAGCGGCUUCUACCUGCCGGAGCUGGACGAGCCCGAGCACUGCAACGCGCAGAACACGGCGCUGUGGGAGCUGCACGCUCUGCAGAGACACUACCACCCGGUGGUGCGGCGCCUGGCGCUCCAUCUGAGUCACGGGGCUCCCAGUGACGGCUCGGCCUCGCUCGGCGUGGACCUGAGCCGCAGGACUCCGGUGGAACUGUUUAACGUCUACAGCGUCAGAGACAUGACCUUUAACCCCCCCAUUGCUCCACCCGCCAGCAAGAAAAAGGACCGCUUUGGGUUCGGAGCGGAGCUGCUGGACGCCGACCUGCAGAGACGGGCCCAGAGCGUCCUGGCGGUUACCGUGGAGACGGAGCUGGACUUCACAGCUGGUCGCGUGUGAUGCUUCUUAAUGUUUGUACCUUGUGGAUUGUGUUGAGUUUUAUUACAUGUGAAUAAAAUGGAAAAGUGA